Podospora anserina S mat+ is the source of this 1320-nucleotide messenger RNA. RefSeq lists its product as uncharacterized. Gene Ontology annotation, biological process: protein dephosphorylation. The transcript is spliced from 7 exons. Gene Ontology annotation, molecular function: protein serine/threonine phosphatase activity; cation binding. The coding region runs from base 1 to 1320 and encodes 439 amino acids. NCBI's taxonomy places the organism in Eukaryota, Fungi, Ascomycota, Sordariomycetes, Sordariales, Podosporaceae. The record is from RefSeq and is a predicted model, not a curated record.
AUGGGCCAGACACUUUCUGAGCCUGUUGUCGAGAAGGCUUCAGAGAAUGGCGGAGACGAGCGACUACUCUAUGGCGUGUCGGCCAUGCAGGGCUGGCGCAUCAGCAUGGAGGACUCUCACACGACAGUACUCGACCUGCUCGCUGGCACUAAGGCUGCCAAGGACCACAGCUCGAAACUCUCCUUCUUUGGCGUCUUUGAUGGCCACGGCGGCGACAAGGUAGCACUGUUUGCGGGCGACAACAUUCACAACAUUAUUGCGAAGCAGGAUACAUUUAAAGCCGGCAACUACGAACAGGCUCUCAAGGAUGGCUUUUUGGCGACCGACAGAGCUAUUCUCAACGAUCCCAAAUACGAGGAGGAAGUGUCCGGCUGCACUGCCUGCGUGGGCCUGAUUACGGAAGACAAGAUCUAUGUUGCGAACGCUGGUGACUCGAGAGGCGUCUUGGGCGUAAAGGGCCGGGCGAAGCCCCUUUCUUUUGACCACAAACCACAGAACGAAGGCGAAAAGGCGCGAAUUACGGCUGCAGGUGGCUUUGUCGACUUUGGCCGUGUCAACGGGAACCUGGCCCUGUCAAGAGCCAUUGGUGAUUUCGAAUUCAAGAAGAGCGCCGAGCUCGCGCCAGAACAACAAAUCGUGACAGCUUAUCCGGACGUUGUGGUUCAUGACCUGGGCGACGACGAUGAGUUCCUCGUGCUUGCUUGUGACGGCAUCUGGGAUUGUCAGUCUUCCCAAGCCGUUGUCGAAUUCGUCAGGCGUGGAAUCGCUGCCAAGCAGGAUUUGGACAAGAUCUGCGAGAACAUGAUGGACAACUGCCUGGCCUCCAACUCGGAGACGGGAGGCGUCGGCUGCGACAACAUGACCAUGAUCAUUGUCGCUUUCCUCAGGGGACGGACCAAGGAAGAGUGGUAUGAGGAGAUUGCCCGGCGGGUUGCCAACGGAGACGGUCCUUGUGCCCCGCCCGAAUAUGCUGAGUUCCGCGGCCCCGGCGUGCAUCACAACUUUGAUGAUAGUGACAGCGGGUAUGAUGUCGAAGAGAACAAGCAAGGUGGUGGCGCUGGCAGAAGCUUCGGCAUCGGUGGUUACAAGGGCCGCAUCAUCUUCCUGGGCGAUGGGACCGAGGUGCUGACCGACUCAGACGACACUGAGAUGUUUGACAACUCGGAGGAGGAUAAGGAUCUCGCAAGCCAGGUGUCCAAAGCGUCGUCAGUCGAGGGCGGCGAAGCUGCUGCCGGGAAGGAGCAGGAGAAGAAGCCCGAGCCAACGCCAGAGGCUGCGGGGAAACCUAGCGGCGAGGCGGAGAUGAAGAAGGACGCUUAA